GACACCCUUCCGUUACCUUGUUUACUGUCGACUCGAGAUUCCUCCCUUCGCCGGAAUAUUCCUGAUUCGUACGGACUCAUACUUAUACCGUCGAUGAUGGACGGUUCGAUUCCGCAUGAGAACGGCUCCGUUUCAUCUGAUCGCGACGGAUCGGCUCUGAUAUUCCUCGGAACGGGAUGUUCGAGCGCGGUUCCUAACGCAAUGUGCUUGAUCCAGCAAGCCGAUAGCCCAUGCUAUGUUUGCUCGCAGUCUCUUUCGAUCCCUCCGGAGCAAAAUCCUAAUUACAGGGGAAACACAUCACUGCUCAUUGAUUAUUGCAAGAGUGAUGGCAAACAUAAAUACAUUCAAAUCGAUGUUGGGAAGACGUUCAGGGAACAAGUCCUGCGUUGGUUUACUCUUCACAAGAUUCCUCGAGUUGAUUCUAUAAUUUUGACUCAUGAGCAUGCUGAUGCAGUCCUUGGCUUGGAUGAUAUACGUUCCGUGCAACCAUUUAGUCCUACCAAUGAUAUAGACCCUACUCCAAUUUUCGUAAGCCAGUAUGCUAUGGACAGCCUUGCUGUGAAGUUCCCGUAUUUGGUUCAGAAGAAACUUAAAGAAGGCCAAGAAGUUAGGCGAGUAGCUCAGCUUGAUUGGAGAGUAAUUGAAGAAGAUUGUGAGAAGCCAUUUGUAGCUUCAGACUUAUCAUUCACGCCACUUCCAGUGAUGCAUGGAGAAGACUAUGUCUGUCUUGGUUUCCUUUUUGGUGAAAAAUCAAGAGUGGCGUAUAUAUCCGAUGUAUCACGCUUUCCACCAAACACCGAGUAUGUUAUAUCUAAAUCUGGUGGUGGGCAAUUGGAUCUCCUUAUCUUGGAUACAUUGUAUAAGACAGGAUCCCACAACACCCACUUAUGUUUCCCACAGACACUCGAUACAAUCAAAAGACUGAGUCCGAAAAGGGCUCUUUUAAUUGGAAUGACUCACGAGUUUGAUCACCACAAGGACAACGAGUUUCUUGAAGAAUGGUCUAAAAGGGAAGGGAUUCCAGUAAAACUUGCGCAUGAUGGCUUGAGAGUCCCAAUUGACCUAUGAAGAGGCUGAAUAUCUAAAUCAGAGGAGAAGGAUGCUUGUGUUGGGUCUUCUUGUCCUAAGCUACAGAGAGAGAUGCAGAAGAGAGAAACGGUUUUCUUCAAGAUGCAUUUGCUCACAUGGCUUCAUAUGAACAUUAUCACUAAAGAAAUUUAUGUGUGUGUUAUUCUCUUAAGUUUGGAUUUGUCAUUCGUCAAGUUAUAUAGUUAGGAUCUCUUGACUUAUCAUCAUCUUUUAAUUUUAUUUUUUGUCUCCAGAUAUAUAACAACAAAAGAAAGAAAACAGUUCAUCUAAAGCUACUUUAAG
Molecule: messenger RNA, 1371 nt
Organism: Eutrema salsugineum
Lineage: Eukaryota; Viridiplantae; Streptophyta; Magnoliopsida; Brassicales; Brassicaceae
Product: putative hydrolase C777.06c
Exons: 10
Coding region: 94-1068 (324 amino acids)
Source: RefSeq, a predicted model, not a curated record